Molecule: messenger RNA, 7297 nt
Organism: Symphalangus syndactylus (siamang)
Lineage: Eukaryota; Metazoa; Chordata; Mammalia; Primates; Hylobatidae
Gene: RAB44
Product: RAB44, member RAS oncogene family
Molecular function (GO): GTP binding; GTPase activity
Source: RefSeq, a predicted model, not a curated record
GACCAACGCACCAUGGAGACUGGACAGGGAACGUCUCGAAAAGUCCGGAAGCUGGGCUCCAGCCGGCGGCGGCAGACAAGAGAGCCAGCUGCUGCUGAAGACGCCGCAGUGGCCCCAGAGCCAGAGUCUUGGUCCCCUCAGGCAGCGGCAGAACUGCAGGCCUUCUUCCAGGACUGCGGUGCCAAGGAGAGGGGCUUUGUCACCCGUGAGGACCUGGCGGUGGCCAAGUUCAGCUUCCUGGGCAGCAAGGAAGAGUCAGAGAUGAUUUUCGACUGGUUGGACAUGGAGCGGAAGGGACACCUAUCCCUUGAAGAAUUCAGCUCUGGACUCAAAAACAUCUUUGGCUCCAGCCAGAGCCCCCACAGGCUCCACAGAAGGAAGCCACUGCCCUCUAAGCGGGUAUCUGCUACCACCAGCUUCCCAGCUCUGGAGGAGGCCGAUGCUGUGGAGAAGGAGGCGUUCCUCGGCUUCAUGGAGCAGCUGGGGACUGGACACUUACUUCCCAAGCAGAUGGAAAUCUGGCAGGAGGAGCCCCAGCUGGCAGGCAACCUGGCAGGCUUUCUGGCCAAGAUGACCAGCCGCCUGCAGGAGGUCCAGGCGGACAAGGAGGCCCUAGAGCUGACCCUGAGGAAGCGUGACUCCGACCACCACCGCGAGGUCCAGCAGCUCUAUGAGGAGAUGGAGCAGCAGAUCCGCCAGGAGAAGCAGCAGCUGCAGGCUAAGAGUGACUCUCGGGGCCUGGCCCUCACCUCCCAGAUGCAGGACGUCCUAGAGGCCAAGGAGCGCGAGGUGCAGCGACUAGCUGAGGGCCAGAGGGAGCUGGAGGCCCAGCUCUCCCACCUCAGGAGCACACGUCAGGAGGCUGCCUCAGAGAACCAGCAGCUGCAGGAGGCCAAGCGUGACCUGGCUGGGCGGCUGGAGGAGGUGCGGGGGCAGCUGCAGGUGACCAGGGGGCGCCUGGAUGCCGCCAGGGGCCGGGUGUCCUGGCAGGUGGAGGAGAAACUGAGUGUUCCUGCAGUGGGUGAGAAGACCCCAGACCCUCAGGCUGCCUCCCUCGAGGAGGCCCCCCUGCCUGGGCUAUUUGGGGACAACGAUGACUGGGACCAGCUCUUGAGCAACUUUGGCAGCCCUCCGCACGGAGCCCUGCAGCUCUGCUGGAGCCCGCCCCCGACCCCAAGAGCUGCCUCAGGCCCCCAGACGCCCCGUGUCGUCAGGCAGAUCUCCAUCUCGGAGCCACAGGCUUUACUAUUUGGUCAGGAGCCAUCUUCAGAUCCAGAUGGGGCUCCAAGGACCCCCCCUGGGGUGACUUUCAGCGCCAAGGACAGCAAAGGAGUGGACCCAGAUGAGCAGGACAUUAGAGCAGAGCAGCCUGUUGAACCGCACGACCCGGACCCCAACCAGGAGCCGGGGUCCACACCCGAGGGCCGCCUCCUCUGGGGUCUCUCAGGAAGCCUGGUGGCACCUGCAUUCAAAGUGCUCAUUCCUUUAGAGGAUGGGCCUCCUCCCCCUGCAAACUCUCCCCCUCCCCAGGCCCCAGCUGGGUCCAGCAAACAGAUCCAGGCCUCAGACCCAGAUGACAAGGGCCCUGGGUCUUGGGCUCCUCCCAGCGGGGCUCAGCCUAGGGCUGGAGCAGGACCCCAGGAACCCACACAAACCCCUCCCACCAUGACUAAGAGGGAUACCCAGCCUGGACCCUCACCCACAACUGCCCUCACAGGAGUGGGCCCAGCCAAGCCGCCCAGGCAGAGAGAUGCCCUCCAGCAGGACCUGCAUGCCACUGGCUCUGAGCCAAGACCAGGGACCCAGAGGGCCAGAGCCCUCACCCUGGGGCCAGCUGAGCCCUUCCAGGGCCUGGAGUUUGUGGGUCCGGUGCCCACAGAGAGGCUGGAGCAGGGCCAGGCAGGCCCAGCGGUGCAGGAGGGCCUUCCUGAGGGGCUAAGAGAAGCUCACGGCCAGGUCCUUGGGCUGGGUGAGCUGCCUGCCCUCCCCCACCAGGGGCUGGAAGAGGAACCCAGGUAUGAGGAAGGAAAACAAGAGGGCCGAGGUGGGCAAGACCUCAGUUCAGAGCAGUCGGUUGAGGCUCAUGGCCUAGAAACUGCGCAUUGGGAACUCUCCCAGCAAGAUUCUCUGCUUGUUUCUCUCCCAUCUGCCACACCACAGGCUCAGGCGGAAGCAGAAGCCCCCGCUCCUGGAAAACCGGCACCUCCAAGGGGCUCUCCUCCCGGGGGCGCUCAGACUGGGGCUGGAGCAGGACCCCAGGAACCCACGCAAAUCCCUCCCAGCAUGGCUGAGCAGGAAGCCCAACCCAGGCCAUCCCUCAUGACCGCUCACACAGAAGAACAAGGCCCCCCUCACUCCAGGGAAUCAAGGGCAGAGAGCAGGCUUGAAGAUCCAGGAAUGGACUCCAGGGAACCUGGGCUGACCCCAUCCCCGGGAGACCCCAUGGCUGGAGGGGGACUCCAGAUUAACCCUGAUUACCUCUUCCAUGUCAUCUUCCUGGGAGACUCCAACGUGGGCAAAACAUCCUUCCUGCACCUGCUGCACCAGAGUUCCUUCGCCACCGGAUUGACAGCUACCGUGGGAGUAGAUUUUCGGGUCAAAACCUUGCUGGUGGACAACAAGUGCUUUGUGCUGCAGCUCUGGGACACAGCUGGCCAAGAGAGGUACCACAGUAUGACGCGGCAGCUGCUCCGCAAGGCGGACGGGGUGGUGCUCAUGUACGACAUCACCUCCCAGGAGAGCUUUGCCCACGUGCGCUACUGGCUAGACUGUCUCCAGGAUGCAGGGUCGGAUGGGGUGGUCAUCAUUCUCCUGGGAAACAAGAUGGACUGUGAGGAGGAACGGCAAGUGUCCGUGGAAGCCGGGCAGCAACUGGCCCAGGAACUGGGGGUCUAUUUUGGGGAAUGCAGUGCCGCCUUGGGUCACAACGUCCUGGAGCCUGUAGUAAACCUGGCCAGGUCACUCAGGAUGCAAGAAGAAGGCCUGAAGGACUCGCUGGUGGAGGUGGCCCCCAAGAGGCCGCCCAAGAGAUUCGGCUGUUGCUCCUGAUCACCUGUCCUGUCCUGGGUAGGAUGGACACCCGCAGGGUUUCCUGUCCCUCAGCUCCUGUCCUUCAUUCCUGGGCAGCAACGACACAGAGGACCAGCUUGGAGGUUCAGGAAAACCCUUCUCAAAUCAGGACUCGGAUCCCAGAGCAGGGCCGCAUCACCUCUGCCUUUCACACUCCAAAGGAGGGCUUUGCUGAGUGAACAAGGCUUGAGGGGCAGGGGUGUGGCGAAACUCUCCAAAGAAAGAAAAAGUCUAGAAAAACGACUUAAGGAAAAUACACCCAAAAUAUUGGCCACACAUCUGUGGGUGAUAAAAUUAUAGGGAGAAUGUGGGGGGGUGGGUGUUACUUUCCAUUUUACACAUAUUUGUAUUUUCAGAUUUUCAACAAUAACAGUAUUCAAUACAUAAUCAGAAAAAAGAGAUGUGGAGGAGGAGGAGAGAAACUUCCCAAGGAGCUCCCUUGGGUGCUGCUGGCUCCUAAUUGGUGUAACCUGUUAAUCACAAGUUGCUGGGUGUUAGAGCGGUCCCUCUGUGCUCCGCCUGGCAGGGCGCUGUUGGCCUGGUCUCCCUCGCUAUUUCUAUUGCAAGCAUGGGCUUUCUUCCCAGCAGAAUCCGGCUCCUGGGAAGAAUAAUGUUCUGGAGGCCUCUGAUACGCCCUGAUGCCGUCCUGUCUUCCAGAGCCCCAACCUCACUCCCUUUCCCCACGAUAUGAAACACACCUCCCAGGGGUCACAUUUGGGGGUCCCGCCCCCUGCUCCAAUGCCACAGUGUCCCCAAGCACAGGCCUUUGGCCUGAGUUGUCAGUCUCUGGAUGCAUUUGAGGGGCAGCUAGGAUGUGGCUGGGGGGGUCCAAGCAGCUGGGCAGCCUAGACUCAGAAUCAUUCACACACUCCUCUUUGGAGCUUUUGCGGAAGUUUCCAGAAUUCCAUAAUAUUCCCCUCCUGAAUGGUGGCUGAACCUUAUCAGCCAGGGCUGGGGUUUCCAGUGCCCUCGGAGAGCUUGCUUUAGAGUCUUAGAGAGACUGCCAUGGUCUGUGUUUGUAUGUCUGUCACAUCUUACCAUCACCACAAAUGGAACAUACAACAUGUGCCAGGCACUGAGUUUGUUUGUUUUUUGAGACAGGGUCUCUCUCUGUCACCCAGGCUGGAGUGCAUUGGCGUGAUCACCGCUCGCUGCAGCCUCAACUGUCUGGGCUCAAGCGAUUCCCCCACCUCAGCCUCCCAAGUAGCUGGGACCACGGGCACGUGCCACCACAUCUGGCGAAGUUUUUAGUUAUUUGAAAAGACAAGGUCUUGCUCUGUUGCUUAGGCUGGUCUCAAACUCCUGGGCUCAAGUGAUCUUCCCAAUGUGCUGGGAUGACAGGCGUGAGCCACCGCCCCCAGCCUGGGUUUGGUAUUUUGUAAUCCUUCAGGCACUGGGGGAUUUCCUGGCUGAAUCAACGGAAACCCCAGUUUCAUAGAGGGACAAGCAAAGACAGUUCAAGGAACAGAGUUACAGAGAGAGAACGAAGGAGAAAGAGGGAGCGACAGAGGGCUGUUGAAUCACACAGUCUUAGACCCUGGCCCCAACCACUCUUCUCAGUUCUGAAAGGAAUGUCUCAGCAGCAGUGAGCCUUCCAUCACCAGACGCUCACAAGCAGAAGACAGGUAACGCUUGGGAAAGGUGAGGUAGAGAAGAUCCCAGCAUCUGAAGCUGCCAAAGUUGGAUUAGAUUACCUUAACGGACCCCAUUCAACCUCCAGACUCCAUGUGGAUGAUUCCCAUGGUCCAGCUGAUUCUUUUUUUUUUUUUUUUUUUGAGAUGGAGUCUCACUCCGUCUCUAGGCUGGAGCACAGGGGUGCAAUCUCGGCUCACUGCAACCUCCACCUCCCGGGUUCACACCAUUCUUCUGCCUCAGCCUCCCGAGUAGCUGGGCCUAUAGGCGCCCGCCACCUCACCCAGCUAAUUUUUUUAUUUUUAGUAGAGACGGGGUUUCAUCAUAUUGGUCAGGAUGGUCUCGAUCUCUUGACCUCGUAAUCCACCCGCCUCGGCCUCCCAGAGUGCUGGGAUUACAGGCGUGAGCCACUGCACCCGGCCCUCCAGCCGAUUCUUUUACUGGGCCCUUCACUGAUCCUUUUUACCCCAAUGUCUUCUCCCAUCUCGGGUCCCCUCCCGCAGCCCACAAGCCUGCCCCUGAACUGAGCAGUUUCUCAGUGUGCUCAGAGAGAGGGGUGGGGGGGUGUGGGCUGGAGUGAUGCUGGCCCUGGGUAAGGAUGGGAAACAGGUCCUGUAGUUGCUAAUGGCUCUUUCUCUGGGGCCCAGGGACCUGGCAGGCACCAACAUCUCUGUCCUUUGGGCCAGGGAGUUAAUGAGGCAGGUAGGCAGGGUGUGAUUCCUGGGAGAGGCAGUGGAGCAGGAGGCCUGGUGUACAAGAGUGGCCCCCAGGCCUCCCCGUCUCAGCUCAGCUCUGCUCUGGCCUCAGGCAACUCAGGUUCGCAGGAGGUGGAGUUCUGGGAGAAACUCCACACCCUCUUUUGGCUUUCUUGGGCCAGAUCCACCUGCCGGGCAGGGCACAGCUGUGCAAGGACCACCAGCCUUUCCUACUGUCAAAGGGCUCACAAGCCAGGGAACGGGACCCAGGAACCUCAGAGUAGCACAAAGCAGGCAACGGCAGCAGCAGGAGAAACUCGAGGUAGACUUCAGAGUGAACUUCCAGCCAAGUGGUGAAUUCUUGGGGCAUGUCAGCCAACGGGGCUCUGGCUUAGGCUUAGCCAGAGUCUGAUUAAGAAAAGGAGGGUGGGACUGGGCUGAUGGGACUCAGGCUGUGGAGUGAGAAGGGAGGGCAUGGGGAGAGAAUGAAGGUUGGGCAGGAGCUCUAAGAGAAGAGGGCUUUUGGGAACUGAGGGUGAGCAAGGGCAGAAUGACGUCCCUCCUUUAUCCAGUGCCUACCGUAUGCCAGGCACUGUUCUGAGCACUUAGCUCGUGUUACUUCAUUUAGCCCUCACACCAUCAGGCGUGCUCCCCCAUCUUACAGAAGAGGAAAGUACUGCAUAGGGAGGCUGAGUAACUUCUCUGUAGUCACGUAGCAAGUAAGUGCUGGAGCCGGUGUUAAACCCAAACGCCGAUACCCACAGACUUAACCCUGAAGUUAUGCAACUGCUUACAGGAACACGCGGAUGCUUCAGGGAAGCAGGGGUCAGGUCCCUGAAGCCUCGUAUUGCUCCCUGCCAAUUCCCCUUCAGUAAUAGUCCAUGUCAUUGGUGGGUGUGGACCAGGAUAAAGAGACGAAAAGGCAGUGAUAAAUGCCAGGAAAGUGGCUGGAUGACAGCCUUCAUCCAGGACAGGUCCUUCAAUUCCCCUCCUCCUGCCGUCCCUGAAGCUGGUGGGACCAGGGAGGGUGGCCGACAUCAGGAUUCACAGAGGCCCCCUCUCCAGUCUCUCCUCAGCUGCCCUCAGGCACGUUGCUGCCCUGGGGCCCCAGAGACCAAGCCAAGUUCCCCAGGCUGGGGCUCUGCAGGAGGGACUCAGAGACUCCUUCAAACCUGGCUUUGAACCCUCAGGAGAAGGGUGUCUGCAGCCCCCACCCUGGUGUGGUAGAAAAGGGGAGGGCAACUCCAAUGAGGGCUCCUCUGCUGUGUCUUGUUUGCUGCUGGAUUCCCGGAACCUGGUCCAGAGCAAAUGCUCGGGAAAUAUGUACUGAGUUAGCAGGCAAGCCUCUCUCCAGCUAAAGCUCCUGGGCCCUGGCCUCGCCUGCAGGGUGGCCAGUGGUGACGUCAGCCACUGGGUUGGCUCUAGGAUGUCUACAUCCCAUCUUCUAGCCAGAGUCCUCCCAAUCAGGGACUCCCCCUGCCCUUGACAGGUGGGACAGAGCAGGGGUGAGAAGAAAGGGUCUGACCACUGGGUGCAGACUCCCCAACCCUGCCAGGGGCCUGCACGGCAUAACCUAGAGGGCAGUGAUUCCCAAGCUGGUCUGCCCUUAGAAUUAUUUGGGAUCUUUCAAAAAUGCCAAAGCCCAGACCAACUAUGUCAUGUCUCUAGGGGUGGGACCCAGGCUUCUGUAUUUGUGAAACUCCCCAGGUGAUCCCAAAGUGCAGAGAAGCUUGGGAACCACUGGGAGGGGCUUCACACCUUCUCAAAGCCCUUUCAGACCCACUUUUCCAUUUGAACCUCAAAUUAAACCUGCUUGUUUCACAGGGCAGGGUUUUUGUUUUGUCAAAAAAUAGAUACAUAUGUGUGUGUGUGUGUGUGUGUGUAUGCACAUAUAUAUUUAU